Molecule: messenger RNA, 732 nt
Organism: Ostertagia ostertagi
Lineage: Eukaryota; Metazoa; Nematoda; Chromadorea; Rhabditida; Trichostrongylidae
Source: the annotation of a GenBank genome assembly
UCUUCACGUCGCUGUUGGGCGACUGCUCUCCUCAUCACUGUCAGUUGUUUGCCAUCAGUUAUCGUCGGCUACCAAGACUACCAGAAUUCUAUCAAUCAACAUGCCACUAAAUCUGAACAUGCCCCUAUCUUACAGAUCUCUUCCCGAGAAGGUUAUGUGCCAGAGACAGCAGUGGUCGGCACAACCGUCCGGGUGUCACCUAAUCCUCAAGCGGAAUCAUUGCAGAUAUUAGUCAGUGACGAGGAUUUGAUACAAGCACGAGAGGUGGACACAGUACCGAUUCGGAGUAGCGAGCCGGUGACGAUCACCAUUCAUGUCAUCGACGUCAACGACAAUCCACCGCAAUUCGAGCAGCCAAUCUAUACCGUCAACGUGUCCACGUUUGGUGAUGAAAGGCCGGUGGUAAAGGUAUUGGCGACAGAUCCUGACUCGGGCGCCUUUGGGCAAAUCUCUUACAGGAUCCUGCAGGUGACAAAUGGAGCUGAAGGGCGGUUUCGCUACGACGACCCUACCAACACUCUGUACGUCAAUGGCGACCUCACACCUGGCGAGCGAUAUCAGGUAGUCAUCGAGGCCACCGACGGUGGAGGCAAGUCAUCGCAGGCGAUAGUGGUCGUUUUGGCCACUCAUUCUGUAUUCAGUCUUGGCAAGCUUGGCUCCAUUGCCAGGAAUGGAGACGUUCGUGCCCAAUCCUGCUGCAUAUCUCACUACUCCAACAGUGGCUACGAGUGC